This is a messenger RNA of Habropoda laboriosa, 837 nucleotides long. Its product is annotated as zinc finger protein 260-like. The coding region runs from base 1 to 837 and encodes 278 amino acids. The record is from RefSeq and is a predicted model, not a curated record. The transcript has 3 exons. Gene Ontology annotation, biological process: regulation of DNA-templated transcription. NCBI's taxonomy places the organism in Eukaryota, Metazoa, Arthropoda, Insecta, Hymenoptera, Apidae. Gene Ontology annotation, molecular function: DNA-binding transcription factor activity, RNA polymerase II-specific; RNA polymerase II cis-regulatory region sequence-specific DNA binding.
AUGGUAAGAGUGACGCCAUACCAGUGCCCGAAAUGCUUGAAGUAUUUCAAGUCCUCGCAGUCGUGCUGGAAUCACCGAAACACCUGCGGCACGGACAAGAAAUUUCGUUGCGCGAUCUGCGGCUAUCGGUCUCAUCAAAAGGGAAACGUCUACAGGCAUCUAACCCGUCAUCAUCCGGCAACUAGUCAAAGGGAACGAGCCAACUGCGUGCAAAGAGUGAUCGACCGCGAGCGAAAUACACUCUCGUUCGACAAUGAGCCGAGCGAGAACAAACCGAUCGAGGAGAACUCCGAUCUGCCGGUACAGGCGUGGAAGAUCCACGAGCAGGGGCUGCUGCCGUUCGCCGAGCUCAAGAUACCGAAGGCGUACAACUUCGUCGGGAAGAAACCGCCUGGACAGUUCGGUUGCAGCAGAUGCGGAAGAUCGUACAUGAGGAAGGACUCGUUGCAGCGGCACGUUCAGUGGGAGUGCGGCAAGGAGCCACAGUUUCAGUGUCCAUUUUGUCCGCAGCGGUCCGAGGACCUGAGCAUCACCGGGCUAAAAUGGGCGGCAGCCUGGCAGAGAUGGAGCGUGCCCUCGAUCAUGUGGCGAUCCGGCGGUGGAUUGGGCAAGGGCCUCGGCUCCGGCUCCUCGAACCCGGAGGGUUUCAAUUGCCCGGCCUGCGGCCGUGUCUACAAGCUAAAGAGCAGCCUGAGAAAUCACCAGAAAUGGGAGUGCGGCAAGGAGCCACAAUUCCAGUGUCCCCACUGCGUUUACAGGGCGAAGCAGAAGAUGCACAUCGCGCGGCACAUGGAACGGAUGCACAAAGAGAAGAUCUACAAGCAGGAGCUCGUGUAA